AAUUUCAUUUGGUACACGGUCGUGAAUGUCUGAUAUAACUUAUUUUUCCUUCAUUAAUUAAUACGACUUGAGUGAAUUUGAGAGUUGAAGUGAACUUUUUCGUAUGUCCAUCAACUGGUAUAGUUAGAUGUAGAUUUUAAGAGGGAAGAUAGCAGGUUAUAUCGAAAUGCGAUUGGUACUCAAAUCUAACCUCAGCGAAACAUCCUACCCCAAUUUCAUGGGAUUUGGAUGUCCUAAUGAUGUGAGCUUUUCUCGCGAGUACAAGGAGAAAGGUUGACCAAUUCAUCCAUGAAAAAAUAAAUCAUGAUUAAGAGGCAUGUCUUUUUUUGGGCGUGCUUCUGGACUGCGGUCUUUUUUCAGUCACCCUGCGAUGGUGAGGCCUACAGUUUCCUGUUUGCUCUUCCCAUGCCAACCAAAAGCCAUUUUACAACCAACGUCGUACUGGCUGAGGAACUUGUCCGCAGGGGUCACAAAGUUACCGUUCUCUCUCCCUAUCCGAAAGAGAUCCCCAUUUUCCAGGAGAUCAUCAUCGAUAUUAACAUUUUCAAUGAUAUACCAGAAGAACGGAACCUGGUAGAUCAUGGUGGCAUGAAUGCGUUUCAAUACUCCUACCACAGAUGGAAUAAAAUGCGUGAAAAAUUGGACAGAGCCUUAGCCACAAGAGAAGUACAAGAGUUAAUGAUGUCAGAUUCACAUUAUGACGUUGUCUUAGCUGAUUUGAGCUUCUUUCAGACUUGUCUCCUAGCUUUGGGCAGCAGAUUUAACGCAUCUGUGAUAGACCUUAGUGCGACAGCGCCUUCUACAUUCACUGCAAGCCUGACAGGGAACCCGUUCCCUUUUUCGACGAUGAUCUCGACGCUGCUGCCGUUAUCGAGCAAGAUGAGCUUCUGGGGCCGGCUCCAGAACACGCUGCUCUGCUCGUGGAACCUCAUCGGCGAGUACCUGUACCAGGUUCCGCGGCAGGACGCCCUCAUGCGCCGACACCUCUGUCAACCCCCCUGCGAGCACCUGCCCCCGCUCCGAAAGCUCCUCACCAACGUUUCCCUCGUCCUCGUCAACACCCAUUUUUCCAUGAACCGAGCCCGACCGAUGGCACCUAACAUGGUCGAGGUCGGCGGCUUCCAUCUCAAACCCCCCAAACCGCUGCCUACAAGCCUACAAAAAUUCAUGGACGAGGCAAAUCACGGAGUUAUUUACUUCUAUCUAGGCUCAAUGGUGGACGAUGAAACAUUGGGAGCCAGGAGAUUUCAGUCCAUAAUCACUGCGCUGGGGCGUUUAAAGCAGCGGGUUGUGUUCAACUGGAAAGAAUCAGCCUCCUUCAAACCGUCUGCAAACGUGCUGGUGCACCCGUGGGCGCCUCAACAGGACAUUUUAGGUCACCGGAACUGUGUGCUGAUGGUGACACACGGUGGUCAGAGGAGCCUGAUCGAGGUGACGUGGGCGGGUGUGCCAGUGCUGUGCAUCCCGGUGUUCUCCGAACAGUUCCAGAACGUCCGCUUCUACGAGGAGAGCGGCAUCGGCAAGCGCCUCGACCUGGAGCUCCUCACCUGCGACACUCUUGUCAAUUCCAUCAACACAAUCAUCGAUACACCGUCUUUUGCAACGAAAGCAAAGGAGCUAGCAAGAAGGGUGAGAGAUAGACCGACGCCUCCCUUGGAAACGGCGAUAUUUUGGAUUGAGUACGUAGCGCGACACGGCGGGGCCCAUCACUUGAAACCGAGUUCCGUGUACAUGUCUUACCACGAAUAUCUACUGCUCGACGUCAUAUUCUCUGCAAUCCUUGUCCCGCUCAUCAGCCUCCUCGCUUGGAAAUUCACUCAUGACAGAAAACUUACCGUCGACCUACCUUUCGUCCAGAAACUAGUUAAAAAAGUUUGGCAAGAGUUCCGAGUGAAGCUUCACCUUUAGAGCAGGCUUAUGUGGCCGCUGUGAUAACGAAGUUUUCCAUGAUGCACUGGAAAAAGGUACGGGCUGUACAGGCAUACUGUCUGUUCCGGGCUCAGAGGCCGAAAGUUACGGGUGCUGGAGCCGUGGCUUCGAUUGCUCCAGGUGCUCCUCCCGGAGUUUCUGGCCUCUCAGCCCGGAACGCGGACGGUAAAUCUAUACAGCCCGUGCGUGCGGCUUCCAAGGUCGGAGUUUUUUUUCAGUGUGCACGGAGAAAAAACUGCG
This is a messenger RNA of Bemisia tabaci, 2169 nucleotides long. RefSeq names its product UDP-glucosyltransferase 2. NCBI's taxonomy places the organism in Eukaryota, Metazoa, Arthropoda, Insecta, Hemiptera, Aleyrodidae. The record is from RefSeq and is a predicted model, not a curated record. Gene Ontology annotation, molecular function: UDP-glycosyltransferase activity.